Lasiodiplodia theobromae is the source of this 3561-nucleotide messenger RNA. Its product is annotated as Pre-rRNA processing protein utp22. The transcript has 2 exons. The record is from RefSeq and is a predicted model, not a curated record. Gene Ontology annotation, biological process: rRNA processing; tRNA export from nucleus. NCBI's taxonomy places the organism in Eukaryota, Fungi, Ascomycota, Dothideomycetes, Botryosphaeriales, Botryosphaeriaceae. Gene Ontology annotation, cellular component: CURI complex; small-subunit processome; UTP-C complex. The coding region runs from base 1 to 3561 and encodes 1186 amino acids.
AUGGCGCCCCCCGCGGUCAAGCGCAGAAAGCUCAGCCACGACUCCGACGAGGAAAGCAGCGACGGCGCUACCGACCCCCGCCUUGCCGCCAGCGACGACGCCUCGAGCGACGAUGACGAGCAGAGCGACGCGCCCGGCGCCGACGUAGACAUGGACGGCGAGUCGCAAGAGGAGAACGACGACGAAGAGGAGGACAGCGGAGAUGAUAGCGAAGAGAGCGAUGAGAGCAUGGAAGAGGCUGUGGCAGGCAAGAGCCAGCCGCGAACCUCGAAGGAGCCCAAGAAAUCCCACAAAGAGCCACGGAAAGGCCCGCUUCGGGAUCGCGACAUGGCCGAGUUGACUGGCGCGUACACGGGCGAGGUCUACAAGUCGAACAUAUUCAAACUACAAGUGGACGAGCUCCUCGAGCAGAUCAGACCAAAGCACGGCAAGAAAGAAGCCGCUGCAGAAAAGGCUCUCCGCGAUCUGAAGGGCAUUAUCGAGAAGAUUCCUGCUCGCGACCCCGCUCCCAUCCCAGAUGCCGAGCGUUCUCUGAUCAAGCAGAGCAAAGUCACGAUCCCGUUCCCCUAUCCCCGGCCCCCGAAAGAUGCCAAGUACACCCUGCAGUACGCAAAGCCUACCAUCAUCAAUCCAGUUGGAAGCUACCCGUUGAAGCUGAACGCAAGAACGGGCGAGCAGCAAGCCAUUGAUCUGGUUCUCGUCAUGCCUCCCACUCUUUUCCAGGAAAAGGAUUAUUUGAACAACCGCUAUUUCUACAAGAGGGCCUACUACCUAGCAUGUAUUGCUGCUGGGAUUAAAGACGCCAAAGGCCACGGUUUCAAGCUACGAUUUGAUUAUCUGAACGGAAACGAGUUCCACCCCAUCAUCAUGGUGGAGGGCAAUGGCCAGGAAAGCGAACUGUCCAAUUCGAACUACAAGAUCCAGAUUGUUCCUGUGGUUUCAGACGGCGUUUUUCCGGAAGACAAGACUUUGCCGGAGAAGAAUUGUGUUAGGCCAAAGCAGGCGACCGAAACUCCAGUGCCGGCGAACUCAAAGCCUACUCCAUUCUACAACGCUUCAGUCCGCGCGGACAGCCAGGCGACCGCGUAUCUGAAGCUCUUGCACGGCGCCUUAGGCCGCAACGAUGCUUUCAGGGAUGCCUGUCUGCUGGGACGGACCUGGCUGCGGCAGCGUGGAUUCAGCGGCCAAAUUCGGUGUGGCGGCUUUGGAAAUUUCGAAUGGGCUACCAUUAUGGCGCUACUAUUGCAAGGAGGCGGUCCAGCGGGGAAGCCACUCUUCGCCGCGGGUUACAGUAGCUACCAGCUUUUCAAGGGCAUGCUGCAGUACUUGGCAACUCGGGACCUCGCAGACCAGCCACAUCUGUACCAGGCACCCGGUGUGCAAAUCCCCCGGGAAGAUGGCGUCCCCACUUUCUUCGACGGCCCGCGUGGUCUGAACCUCCUGUACAAGAUGACGCCUUGGGCGUAUCAGCUUCUGCGACGAGAGGCUCGCACCACUAUUGCGGCCUUAGGGGACAACGCAUUGGACCAGUUCGACUCCACAUUCGUGCUCAGAUCCGACCAGCCUCUGCAAAGGUUCGAUGUCUUGGCCGAAAUUCCUCUGUCCGCUUUUGGCAUAGACCUUCAAGACGACGAUCAAACACAGAAGCUCGUGAAGAGCUAUCACAAGCUCUACCGGGUCCUUAAACGUGGAUUGGGCGACCGCGCGCACAUUGUUUCCCUAGUCUUGCCAGAACACCAACCGUGGCAUCCGGGGACAGCCAAGACUACGGUGCAACGAGAUGCUCGGAUUCUAGUUGGGUUCAUAGUCGAUCCCGCCAAUGCAGUGCGAGCUGUUGAUCACGGGCCAGCAGCAGAGAGCAAGAAGGAAGCCGCCGCCUUCCGCCAGUUCUGGGGGGAGAAGGCGGAGCUCCGUAGAUUCAAAGACGGAAGCAUUCUGGAGAGUCUUGUCUGGUCUACCAAAGAGUCCAACACCUCGAUAUUCGAGCAAAUCGUGCGCUACGUAUUGGCUAGGCACAUGGGCAAGGCUGUAGCGGAUAGCGCUACCUUCGUUGGAGAGCAAUUCUCUCGUCUGCUCUCAGGCAAUGGUCAACCUGGAACAGACCUUUUCCUUCCUUUCCGGAAAGCAUUCGACACUCUUGAACGGGAUAUCCGUGCCCUCGAUGGAAUGCCUCUUGCAGCCCGCCACGUUUUCGCUGCCGACCCGCAGCUCCGUUACACGUCUGUGGAUGUUCCUUUGGCGCUGCAUCGCCAGUAUCCGGCAGUCCCAGCAAAUGUCGUCAUCGAAUUCGAAGGCUCUGCACGCUGGCCAGAUGACAUCAAAGCCAUCCAAAUGACCAAGGUUGCCUUCUUACUGAAGAUGGGCGAGCUUUUGCAGGAAAGCGUCGAGGGCGUGACCACUCGAGUUGGCUUGGAGAACGAGGGUCUGGACAUCAUGAACCAAGCAUUCCUGGAUGUGAUCUAUCCCUCUAGCGCCGUAUUUCGCCUGCGGAUUCACCAUGACCGCGAGCCAACGUUGCUCGAACGCCGUCUCAAGGACAAAGGUCUCGAUGCAGCAACAAGAGAAGCCACAGCGCUUGCUCUGGCAACCUACAAACGCGAAUCUGGCCGGGUACCAGCUCAUACCCAAGCACUCCAGGCGCUCUGCACCCGCCUUCCCGCGCUGUCUCCUUCGAUUCGCCUCUUGAAGAAAUGGUUUGCUGCGCAUCUUCUGUCUUCUCACUUUGCGCCAGAGCUCAUCGAGCUGAUGGUGGUCCGAACAUUCCUCAACUCCUACCCUUGGGAGCCGCCGACCAGUGCAAUGACUGGAUUUCUCCGUACACUUUCCUUCCUCGCCCGCUGGGACUGGCGCAAUGAACCGCUCAUCGUCGACUUCAGCAGCAGCAUGAAGCCGGAGGAGGCAUCUGCCAUAACUACACGCUACGAAGCGUGGCGCAAGAUUGACCCGGCGCUGAACCGUGUGGUGAUGUUCGCUGCCACCAACAUCGACGCUGAGGGCACUACAUGGACCGAUCAUGCACGGCCCGCCAAGGUCGUUGCUGCCCGUAUGAGCGCACUUGCUAAGGCUGCGACGCAGGCUGUUCGCGACAAAGGCAUCGCCAUCGAGCCUGCAUCUUUGUUUGUGUCUCCGCUCGCUGAUUACGACUUCGUCUUGCACAUCAACCCGGCAUUUUCUAAGGCCAGUCAGGGCAAAAAAGACAAGUCUACGAAGCAGCAGUUCAAGAACCUUGCUCUCCAGGCAGAUGCCUCGGAACAAGCAGGUAUCAACACGGUGGGCUUCAACCCAGUCAAGCUGUUCCUUUCAGAGCUACGCGAGACUUUUGGCCAUGCGGUCGUUCUUUUCUCCGACGAGAACGAUGGCGAUGUCAUUGCUGGUCUUUGGAACCCGGCUAACAUCGCCAAAAGGAAGUGGAAGGUUAGGAUGGGAUAUUCCACGGUGCCUGUUGCAGAGCAACGUGCGGAAGGUGAGGUGGACGCGGAGGCUAAUAAAGAGGCCAUGUUGGCGGAGAUGGCCAGGUUGGGCGGAGAGUUGGUGAAGAAGGUGGAAAUCAACCGGCGGUAG